CCCGGUCCGUCACCGGAUGCUCCCGCCCGGCGCCGCCGCCGCUUCCUGCGGGCCCGCUGCGGCCCCGGGAGCCGCGGGGAGCCCCGGCAGCUCCGGGAGCCCCGCAGCGCGGCCCCGCCAUGUGGCUCUUCUCCCGGGACCCGGUGCGGGAUUUCCCCUUCGAGCUGGGCCCGCCCGACGCCGAUCCCGACGCGGAGCCGCCCCCGGACCCCGCGGCCCCGGCCCCGCUCUGGCGGCUGCUGCGGGGGCGCCGCAAGGCCGAUGGCGCUCCGGUGUCGGUGUUCGCGCACAGCCUGGGCCCGGGCGGUGACCCCGGUGCCACCGCGCUGGCCCGGGCGGGGCUGAAGCGGCUCCGCAGCCUCCGGCACCCCAACGUCCUGGGCUACCUGGACAGCCUGGAGACGGAGCAGUGCCUGUACCUGGUGACAGAGGCCGUGACCCCCCUGCGGCGGCACCUGCGGCUGCACCCCCCGAGCGGGGACUCGGGCGAGCAGGAGGUGGCCUGGGGGCUGCAGCGGCUGCUGACGGCACUGGCGUUCCUGGGGGCCUCGGGGCUCGUCCACCACGCGCUGGGACUCGACGCCGUCUUCGUGGACCCCGGGGGCGAGUGGAAGCUGGGGGGGCUCGAGAGGGUGGCGGCCACCAGCGAGGGGACCCCCACCCGCCCCCCCGGUGACCCCCCCCGGCCCCAGGACCCCCCCGAGCUCAGCGACCCCUCCCGAGGCCAGGGAGACCCCUGGGCAGGGGACAUGUGGCGCCUGGGCUGCCUCAUCUGGGAGGUCUUCAAUGGACCCCUCCCCCGGCCGGGGGCGCUGCGCAGCUUCGGCAAGCUGCCCCCCGGGCUCAUCCCGCCCUUCUCGGAGCUGGUGGCUGCGGAUCCGGGGGCCCGGCCGGGCCCGGGGCCGCUCCUGGAGCGGCUGCAGCGCCCGGGAGCCUUCCUGGCCUGUGCCCUGGUGCGCACCGGGCUCUUCCUCGAGCACUUCCAGGUCCGGGACCCCUCGGAGCGCCGGACGUUCCUGCAGGAGCUGCCCCCUCUCCUGGAGUCCCUCCCGGGGCCCUUCCGGAGGCACAAGCUGCUCCCGAGGCUGCUCGAGGCCCUGGAGCUGGGCAGCGCUGAUGCCAGCGCCCUGCCCCCGCUGCUGCAGGUGGCGAAGGUCCUGGACCCCCCCGAGUACCAGGAGCGAAUCGUCCCCGUCCUCGUGCGGCUCUUCUCGUCCCCCGAGCGGGGCCUGCGCCUGCGCCUGCUGCAGCUGCUCGAGGAGUUCAUUGAGUUCCUGCCUGAGGCCACGGUGGAUUCCCAAAUUUUCCCCCACGUCGCCCACGGGUUCCUGGACUCCAACCCGGCCAUCCGCGAGCAGACGGUCAAGUCCAUGGUGCUGCUGGCGCCCAAGCUGGGGGAGGGGCGCAGGGGGGGGGAGCUGCCCCGGCUGCUGCUGCGGGUGCAGGGGGGGGACGCGCUGGGACCCCUGCGCUGCAACGCCACGCUGUGCCUGGGGCGCCUGGCCCCCCACCUGCCCGCCCAGACCCGCCGGCGGGUGCUGGCCCCCGCCCUGGCCAGGGCCACCCGGGACCCCUUUCCCCCGGCCCGGGCCGCGGCCGUCGCCGCCUUCGCGGCCACCCACGGCUGCUACUCGCCCCCCGAGGUGGCAACCAGGGUGCUGCCCCCCCUGUGCGCCCUCACCGUGGACCCCCCACCCCGGCGUCCGGCGUUCCGGGCCAUCCGCAGCUUCCUGGAGCAGCUGGAGGCGGCGGCCGAGGCUGGGGGGGUCCAGGAGGGGGCCUCCCCCCCGCAGACACCCCCACCUCAGCCGCCAUGCCGGGGGGGGGGCGCGGGGGGGCUGGGGGCGGCCGUGUCCUGGGCUGUCACCGGCGUCACCUCCCUGACGGCGCGGCUGAUGGGGGGCGAGGGGGGGGGCGACCCCCGCACAGCCCCCCCCCCACGCAGGGACCCCCCCCCGCAGACCCCGGUCGAGAGCCCCGCCGCCCCCCCGAAAGAGCCCCCCAGCCAGGAGACCCCCCCCGAGGAGCCCCCCCUGGAAGACACCGAUGGCUGGGACGACGACUGGGGGAGUCUGGAGGACAUGGAGCUGCCCCGGAGCCCCCCCGCCAGCAGCCCGGAGGAAUUGGGGACCCCCCCGCAGCCCCCCGGCCCCACCCCCACAGAGCCCCCCCCCAGCGCCCCUCCCCCAGCCGGGGGGGGUGACGAGGGCGAGGGGGGGUGGGGGGUGGGGGGCGAGUGGGGCACCGAGGACGCCUGGGAGGCGCUGCCCAGCCAGCACGGGCCGCCCCCGGGCCGGCGGCAGCGGGAGCAGCAGCGGCGCCGCGAGCUCGAGGCCAAGCGCCGGGCGGCUCCGCGGGGCCCCGCAAAGCUGGGGGCACGGAAACUCGACUGAGGGCUGGGGAGGGGGUCCCCGAGGAGGGGAAAAGGGGGAAAAUCCCCUUUGGGGUUCGUUUUUUUUUGGUGUGCGGGGAGGGGGAUCGGUAAUAAAAGCC
Messenger RNA from Passer domesticus (house sparrow), 2493 nucleotides. It is a transcript of the gene SCYL1, whose product is annotated as SCY1 like pseudokinase 1. The transcript is spliced from 16 exons. Gene Ontology annotation, biological process: protein phosphorylation. NCBI's taxonomy places the organism in Eukaryota, Metazoa, Chordata, Aves, Passeriformes, Passeridae. The record is from RefSeq and is a predicted model, not a curated record. Bases 120 to 2393 code for a protein of 757 amino acids. Gene Ontology annotation, molecular function: ATP binding; protein kinase activity.